Molecule: messenger RNA, 714 nt
Organism: [Torrubiella] hemipterigena
Lineage: Eukaryota; Fungi; Ascomycota; Sordariomycetes; Hypocreales; Clavicipitaceae
Source: the annotation of a GenBank genome assembly
AUGCGUUUCUCAUCCGCCAUUGUUCUGUCUUCAGCCGCUCUGGGCUACGCCCUUGAUGCCAAGUGCGCGCCUGGCGGCAACUUCGACCUGACCAAGUUCACCCUGCAGGAGCCCGUUGGCGAGGACAAGCACCCUAAGCAGGUCGGUGGCGACAAGCUCAAAGGCUGCAAGGGCUACAGUGAUGAGUGGUUCAAGACCGACAGCAACGAUGGCACCAUGGUUAUGAAGGUCCCCGAGUCCAGCAAGUGCGUCACUACUCAGAACAGCAAGCACUGCCGCAGCGAGCUUCGCGAGAACGGCUCCUGGAGCCCCUCUGCCAGCGCCAACCGCCUCUUUGCCGAGGUUCAGGUCACCAAGAACGAGGGCGAGAUCUGCGUGGGCCAGAUCCACGUCGACGACUCCGUCUCCCACAAGCCUGUUGCUGAGCUCUACCUGAGCCACACCGGCGACCUCAACUUUGGCGUACAGGAGUGUGCCACCAACGACUGCACCCAGAAGCGUGAGCCUGCCGGCAAGGUCGGUGCCAACUCCAAGUUCACCUACGAGAUUCGCUACGAACACGGCAAUCUCUCCGUCAGCAUCAACGGCGCCAACUUCAAGCAGUUCAGCACACACAAGCUCAACAACCCCAAGAGCUACUUCAAAGCCGGCAACUACAACCAGGGCACCAAGGCCUCUGAAGUCCACUUCUCUCAGCUCCGCAUCACCCAUUAA